Messenger RNA from Hevea brasiliensis (rubber tree), 1320 nucleotides. Its product is annotated as probable mitochondrial import inner membrane translocase subunit TIM21. Gene Ontology annotation, cellular component: TIM23 mitochondrial import inner membrane translocase complex. The coding region runs from base 220 to 1179 and encodes 319 amino acids. NCBI's taxonomy places the organism in Eukaryota, Viridiplantae, Streptophyta, Magnoliopsida, Malpighiales, Euphorbiaceae. The transcript has 8 exons. The record is from RefSeq and is a predicted model, not a curated record. Gene Ontology annotation, biological process: protein import into mitochondrial matrix.
CCGUGCUAUACCGCUAUUUGGCUUUUGGGUUUACCCGACCGUCGUCCAUUUUUUCGCUCUGAAAUUCUAAUUUCUCGGUCUUGAAUAUCUCUCGAUUAUAAUUUCUGGGAAUUUUUUACUUCAUUGGUUGAACUUGAACCAUCCUUAGAGCUAAAUUCUCGAGCUAUAUAAUCAAAAGGGUCUAGCUGUUUAUUGAAUUAAUUUUUUUUUUAUUUGGAAAUGGACCAUCUUAGGAGAUCAGCAGUGUCGCUGAGGAGCAGAUGCAAUGGUCUCUUGGAAUGCCAAAAUGGGUUGUCUUCACUUUUGGAGCGGAAGCCUGUUAAGCGUGUAUCUGAUGCGGGCUUGCCUGCUUUUUCAUCAUCCAUGGCUGCACAGAAGACUUCAUUUGGUAAUUCGACCAAAAGGUUUCCAGUGGCAUUUAAGUCAGGUUAUGGGAGACAACCUACUGCUGAUGCCAACCAUAGGACCAUGGAGAUGCUUCAUGCUAAUGGAAAUACUGUUCUUCGUGGAGGGCACCUUGAUAAGGAAUGCAUGGUUCGUCAUGGAUCACAAUACCAACUCAUGAAAAUCCAUGGAGCAAACACUGUUAAUCCUUGCUAUGCUAGAUCAUUUGCUUCAAAAGCUUCCAAGCAAACAGAGGAAAGAACAUCUGAGACUAGAAAAGAGGUAUCUACGGUUGAGGAUCCCUUCGAUGCUCCUACGUAUAAUAUUCCAGAGAAGCCUGUGACAUUUGCAGAGGGGGCAUCCUACAGUAUUAUUAUUCUUGCAGGACUUGGAGUUGCGGCUGCUGCAGGUUAUGCCGUUUUCAAGGAACUGAUAUUUGAACCAAAAGAGUACAAGAUUUUUAACAAGGCUCUCAAAAGGAUUCAAGAUGAUGCUCAGGUCAGGGUGAGGAUUGGAUCCCCUAUUACAGGUUAUGGUCAGGAAAGUCGAAAUCGUGCUGCUCGCCAACGUAUUCCCAAUAAGAUCUACACUGAUGAAGAUGGCGUGGAGCAUGUACUGGUCAAUUUUUAUAUUCGUGGGCCACAUGGAGCCGGCAAAGUUUCUGCAGAGAUGUUUAAAGACAGGGUGGACAAGCAAUGGAAAUACACAUACUUGAUUGUCCAGAUUAUGCAACCCUCCCAAUCGCAAUUGAUUCUAGAGUCUUAUAUGCCGGCACCUACCAUGGUGCCUUCAUAAAAGACGUGUACAACUAUUCCAAGUUUACAAGUUACAAAGUUUUGGUUGUACCAAUUUACUGCACAUUAUAUUCAUGACUAAUUCUUACCAACAGUCAUGCAAAAUUUCUGAAUUUUUCUAUAUAAAAGAGGUUUUGUCUUA